AUGCGAAAGAUUUUCUCUUGCAAGUCUUUACAUCGUAUUAUACAUGGUGGAUCCUACCACAACACUUUCCUUCUUAUAUUCUUUAUUCUUUCUUUCCUUUUUUCUUUCUUGUCUUCUUUCUUUUCAUUAUUUUUCUCUUUCUACCUUUCUUUCUUUUUUCCUCCUUUUUUAUUUGUUUUAAUUUCUUCAGUCACUUCUUUGUUCUCUUCUUUCAUUUGUGCUUCCGAUUUGAUUUUAUUUCUAUUCUUUUUCCAUCUUUGUCUCUUUCUUGCCUUCUUUAUUUCCUUACUUUUCUCCUUUCUCUUUUUCUACCUUUUUUUCUUUUUUUAUCUUCCUUUAUUACUUUCUCCUCUUCAUUCUUUUCUUCAUUUUAACUUCCGAUUUUCUUUUCUUUUAUUUCUAUUCUUUAUUCUUUUUUUCCAUCCUUAUCUCUUGUCUUCUUUCUUUCUUUCUUUUCCUCCUUUCUCUCUUUUUACCUUUCUUUCUUUCCGUUGUGGAUUCCGGGAUGAAAUCCGGGGUGAACCCUUAACACUUUCUUUUUCCUUUUUUAUCUGCCUUAAUUCCUUUCUUCUCUUCUUUGUUCUCUUCUUCAUUUUUUUCCCUGAUUUCUUUACUGUUACUUCUAUAUUUUAUUCUUUUCUUUCCAUCCUUAUCUUUCUUGCCUUUUUCCUUUUUUUUCCUUUUUUCUCGCUUUCUUUCUUUUUUUCUUGUUUCUCUUCCCUUUCUUUUCUUCGUUCUCUUCAUUUUUAUUUCCGUGUUUUUUUUUUCUUUUACUUCUUUUCUUUAUUAUUCUGUUCUUUCCAUCCGUAUCUCUUUCUUAUCUUUCUUUCUUUUCUUAUUUCAUCUCCUCCUCCCUUUCUUUUUUUUUCUUCUUCAUUUUCCAGUAAGAUUCAAACCAGAAUAAACCAUUCCGAUUUAUCUAUUUCUGUAUAA
This is a messenger RNA of Acanthosepion pharaonis, 933 nucleotides long. NCBI's taxonomy places the organism in Eukaryota, Metazoa, Mollusca, Cephalopoda, Sepiida, Sepiidae. The record is from the annotation of a GenBank genome assembly.